CUGUGCCGCCACCGGACCCCGCCUGGAUGCAGCCCACCAUCCGCGGACCGAGGCCGGUACCACCCCAACCCCUCCCUGUCCCCACUGCCACCUACCUGGUGCCCCAGGCCUCUGUCUGGCCUGGGGUGCCAGGCAUCCAGGGGCAGGUAGUGCAGCUCCCGCCUGGGGGGCUGCUCCUACCUAGGGCUCAGCUGUUACCAGUGGUGCAGCUCCCACCUGGGGGGCUGCACCAAGCUGUGGCUCCUCCCUGUGUCCCUGUCCACCGCUGGGCACAUCCCCUGGUGGCAGGGACGCCGCUGCCCCAGCAGCCGAUGGGGCUGGGGCCUGGGGCCGUGUUCCAUGCACAGCCCCGGCAGCCCGCAGGCACCUGCCUGCUGCAGGCCCCCGGCCGCCCCGGCCCCCCGCCAGUUCUUUUUCAGGUGCCUCCACGCCACGGACAGGUCUACCCCAUGCCCUGCAACUUGCCCGGCAGCUGGGAGCUGCCUAUGGAGCCCUUUGCAGACGUCGUGGAGCUCACGGAGGACCAGGGGAACCCGACGCCCACCACCACGUGCCUCCAUAUUGAUACAUCUCCGCCCACCCGCAGUGCCACCACUUUGGAACCUGGCGCAGUGAUGACCAGCUCAGAUGUGCCGGAUGACGUCACGGACAUUCAGGGGCUGCUUUCUUGGGCCAACGAUGUGGCCAGUGCUGCUGAGGUCUCCCACGAGAACCCCAGCAGCCCAGGCUCCCCUCCCUUCAUCGCUGAGCUCCCUGACAACCCCAGGGAAAGCAAAGAGCUCAGCACGGAGCCACAGGCUGCCACUGGGAUCCCCACCGACCCCUUCUGGGGACUUCCACCAUCCCCUGGGCUCCUGCCUGAGAUGCAGCGUGGGUUGUCGCUGCUGCCCCCCGUCGUGCCACCAGCAAGUCGCCAGCUCAGUCCACGGCUGACUCCCCUGGUUGCCACCACGCCUCCCCCACCCCGUACCGCACAGCCCAUUGAGGAGGUGCAGCAAAGGCAGCCCCCGGUGGUUCAGAUCCGCUCGCCACUGUCACCGGGCUCUGUCCCCUGCCGGGUGGCGGACAAGAAGCACAGGGACAGCACCAAGCAGGCCAAGCGCCCUGCGCCUGCCGGCAUCCCCAAGAAACAGGACACCUCCAGGCAAGAGCAGUCCAUCAGCAGUGCCCCAGCCAAGAAGGGGAAGCUGCCGCCACGCAAGGAGAGAAAAGGCCGCAAACACCCACACCAAGUGAAGCCGGCUGGGGCCCGAACAGGAGCCAGCAGCAGCAGCGGGCAAGCAGGCACUGCCAGCGAGCUGCGCAGACACUUGCUGGAAUCCAUCCAGGCCGUGCACCCGCUGGGGCAGAGGGUGACUGCGGUGGGGCCGGUGCACCAGCCACCCUCUGUGCAGCCCCAACCCACAGCCAGCGCUGUGCCUGCUGGCCCCCAGCCCCAACGCGGCAGCACGGACAAGGCAGUGCCGGCACCACCAGGCACCACGGUGCAAGUGGAGGACACUGCCAAGAAGACGGCGCCAAGCUGCCUGCGCCCGUCCCCACGGAGGAGCUCACCGCUGCGGAGGGACCCACCAUCACAGCAGCACAGGCAGCAGCCUCGGCCACGGCGCUCCGUGGACUUUGUGCCCUGUGUGGGGCCCCGAGCGGGUGGCCGUGCGGCACACACAGCACUGGAGGAGUCGCUGCCCAUCACACCCGAGCAGCGGCCCGAGCGGGAGCGCAUGAAGAAGCUGGCCCAGGAGGAGCGGGAGCGGGCAGCCCACCAGAUGAAGAUCGGCCCCGUGCAGUUCCUGGUGCAGCGGGCGAUAGACAUGGCCAUAGCCGACAAGUACGGCUAUCCGUAACCCUGCGCUCCUCGCCGGCCCCCGCAGCACCAGGCAGCAGCGGCAGCGUCCCAGGGGCACCACCAGCAGCCCCUUCCCUCCCGUCCAGAACUGAGCAGUCCUCCACACUGGAGUGGGAUGGGACGUUGUUGGACUGUGAACUUGACGACUGAAAACCUUUUGGGAUGAGACUUUUGGGGGGUUUUAUGCCUAUGGAGCCCUUUGGUGACGCUCAUGGAGGUGCUCAUGGAGGACCAGGGGCACCCUGCACCCACCAUCAGACGUCCCCAUACCAGAACAGCUCCACUUGCCUGCACCGUCACGACUCUGGAACCGGACGCAGUGAUGACCAGCUUGGACGUGUUGGAUGGUACUGUGGACACUGAGGGUCUGCUCACCUGGAUCAACGAGGUGGCGGGUGCUGUCGAGGUUCCCCAGGAGAACCAAGACGGUUCCAAAGUCAAAGAGGAAUACCUGAAGAGUGACGUGCCUCAGGACGAGCUGCUGGGGGAACUGGACAGCCAGGAAAGAGAAGAACUCGUUGCAUGGAUCAACGCAGCCACGCAGCCACAAAGCCCCGAUGUCCCCAGCAGCGGGACCCCCACCGACCCAUUCUCUGAGCUGCUGCCCUGCAGGCCUUUGCUGCUGCCUGCUGUCGCACCACCGGAACUGCCCCUGCCGACCCCUCUGGCUGCUCCUGCGCCUCCUUC
Messenger RNA from Gallus gallus (chicken), 2533 nucleotides. RefSeq names its product serine/arginine repetitive matrix protein 1-like. The record is from RefSeq and is a predicted model, not a curated record. NCBI's taxonomy places the organism in Eukaryota, Metazoa, Chordata, Aves, Galliformes, Phasianidae. The transcript has 5 exons. The coding region runs from base 27 to 1844 and encodes 605 amino acids.